UAAUUUGAUUUGAUAAAUAAAGCAAAAAUGAAUAAAGUAAUCUUCCUUCUACUCAUCUCUCUCGCUCUCCUCCCUCUUCACGUGUUUGUGGCGGCGCGUUACGACGGUUGGAGUCCCAUCAGCGACGUCAAAGAUCCUCACAUCGUGGAGAUCGGCGAAUUUGCGGUCUCCGAGUAUGAUAGGCAGAGCAAAUCUGGACUGAAGUUCGUGAAAGUUGUUAGCGGCGAGUCUCAGAUAGUCUCCGGUGUAAAUUACCGGCUUGUGGUGGCGGCUAAUGAUGACGUUAUAGCCGGUGGCGACGGCGCAAGCAAAACCUACGUGGCGAUUGUAUUGGAGAAGCCGUGGCUGAAAUCAAUGAAUCUCACUUUUUUCAAACCCACCAAUAUUAAUGGUCGCUUCCUAUGAUAUGAGUUUACAUGUGAUGAUGUAACCAAUCUUUUAUUUGUAGCAAAUAAGUUAACAUUAUCAAAGGAAAUGUUAAUAU
Eutrema salsugineum is the source of this 484-nucleotide messenger RNA. Its product is annotated as cysteine proteinase inhibitor 5. The transcript has a single exon. The record is from RefSeq and is a predicted model, not a curated record. Lineage: Eukaryota; Viridiplantae; Streptophyta; Magnoliopsida; Brassicales; Brassicaceae. Gene Ontology annotation, molecular function: cysteine-type endopeptidase inhibitor activity. The coding region runs from base 28 to 405 and encodes 125 amino acids.